AUGACAGCCCUCCGAGCCCCCAAUCACCCUUCCAUCUUAACUGGACUCUUUGAGCCAACCGCAAACUCCAUACCUGAAGCCCAAAGAGGAAACCAAUAUGGCGUUCUCAACACUCCCAGCUUUUUUCAAUGUGCCGGAUACAUGAAUCAGCAACUCACGGACUUCGAGGUCAUUUUAGUUACUAAUACGGCACUAAACAAUGUCCUUGAGGCUGGUGCAUGUUACUUAAUCAGUGGUAGGCUUAUAUCCUUGAACGACGGGUCAACCCCAACUCUCACGUACAAUCACGACACAGUAGUUCGAAUUGCUGGUCCUGGAACAUCCGGCCCGGAAUUAACUAAUAGAACCUCUGCUGUUGGACUCGGUCAUGUUGUGGAAAGAGCUGAAGUCUUAGCCGGAGAAGCUGAUGGUGGCCCCCGACUUGAAGUUGUAGUAGCUCAUAACAAUUGGGACGCUAUAGUACCUAGUACUGCUUGGGGGGUACCCUUCACACCCGCCCCGCACCCGUCAGGAGGUGCCAGGUACCUAGGUACCGCUACAGGUACCCCCUCACUUCCCUACCAAAAUGAUGGUGGCCUUCUACUCCAGGAACUCCAAGAAGGUACCUUGGCUACAUGGAAACAGGGACUCAAGGAUAACAAGAAGUCUAACCAAAAAUCAAAAAGGAAGGUGAUAGUUUUGGACAACGAUGAAGAUUCUUCUAAUUAG
Molecule: messenger RNA, 708 nt
Organism: Puccinia graminis f. sp. tritici CRL 75-36-700-3
Lineage: Eukaryota; Fungi; Basidiomycota; Pucciniomycetes; Pucciniales; Pucciniaceae
Exons: 4
Coding region: 1-708 (235 amino acids)
Source: RefSeq, a predicted model, not a curated record